Homo sapiens (human) is the source of this 2835-nucleotide messenger RNA. It is a transcript of the gene GDAP1L1, whose product is annotated as ganglioside induced differentiation associated protein 1 like 1. The record is from RefSeq and is marked reviewed. Lineage: Eukaryota; Metazoa; Chordata; Mammalia; Primates; Hominidae. Bases 28 to 1188 code for a protein of 386 amino acids. The transcript is spliced from 6 exons.
CUUUCCUGCCUCUGAUUCCGGGCUGUCAUGGCGACCCCCAACAAUCUGACCCCCACCAACUGCAGCUGGUGGCCCAUCUCCGCGCUGGAGAGCGAUGCGGCCAAGCCAGCGGAGGCCCCCGACGCUCCCGAGGCGGCCAGCCCCGCCCAUUGGCCCAGGGAGAGCCUGGUUCUGUACCACUGGACCCAGUCCUUCAGCUCGCAGAAGGUGCGGCUGGUGAUCGCCGAGAAGGGCCUGGUGUGCGAGGAGCGGGACGUGAGCCUGCCACAGAGCGAGCACAAGGAGCCCUGGUUCAUGCGGCUCAACCUGGGCGAGGAGGUGCCCGUCAUCAUCCACCGCGACAACAUCAUCAGUGACUAUGACCAGAUCAUUGACUAUGUGGAGCGCACCUUCACAGGAGGUGGCCGGGGCAGGUGCCCCUCUGGCUUCCCUGCCCAGCCCCUGGCGGUGCCCACAGAGCACGUGGUGGCCCUGAUGCCCGAGGUGGGCAGCCUGCAGCACGCACGGGUGCUGCAGUACCGGGAGCUGCUGGACGCACUGCCCAUGGAUGCCUACACGCAUGGCUGCAUCCUGCAUCCCGAGCUCACCACCGACUCCAUGAUCCCCAAGUACGCCACGGCCGAGAUCCGCAGACAUUUAGCCAAUGCCACCACGGACCUCAUGAAACUGGACCAUGAAGAGGAGCCCCAGCUCUCCGAGCCCUACCUUUCUAAACAAAAGAAGCUCAUGGCCAAGAUCUUGGAGCAUGAUGAUGUGAGCUACCUGAAGAAGAUCCUCGGGGAACUGGCCAUGGUGCUGGACCAGAUUGAGGCGGAGCUGGAGAAGAGGAAGCUGGAGAACGAGGGGCAGAAAUGCGAGCUGUGGCUCUGUGGCUGUGCCUUCACCCUCGCUGAUGUCCUCCUGGGAGCCACCCUGCACCGCCUCAAGUUCCUGGGACUGUCCAAGAAAUACUGGGAAGAUGGCAGCCGGCCCAACCUGCAGUCCUUCUUUGAGAGGGUCCAGAGACGCUUUGCCUUCCGGAAAGUCCUGGGUGACAUCCACACCACCCUGCUGUCGGCCGUCAUCCCCAAUGCUUUCCGGCUGGUCAAGAGGAAACCCCCAUCCUUCUUCGGGGCGUCCUUCCUCAUGGGCUCCCUGGGUGGGAUGGGCUACUUUGCCUACUGGUACCUCAAGAAAAAAUACAUCUAGGGCCAGGCCUGGGGCUUGGUGUCUGACUGUCGGUGUCUCUGUGCUGUGUGAUUCCCCGUGAGCUCUCAGUAACUCACUGUCUCAUGAACACUUGGACAGCCCUCCCCGCCCUUCGUUCUGAGUAAUAAUACCGUCAGUGUGAAAACAUUCCGUAGUUUAGAAGUAGACGUUGCCAAUGCUGUGACUCAAGGCCACGGCUCUACUAAAAGAGAGAGAGGAAGCGAGAGAGAGAGAGAAAAAACAAAAAACAGAAAACACGAAUGCCUUUUCUAUCGAUUCAAGGUCUCAAGAUGGAACUGUGGAGACUGGUUAGGAUCUGAGGUGAGUCCCAGGAUGUUUCGUCCACCAGGGCCCAGAUUCUGGGAGGUGCUGGGGACUCAGAGGGCCUGACCCCUCACCUCCCCUUCCCUCUUGCCCAGGGAACUCUUCCACAGGACAAAGCCGACAUCAAGACUCAACUCCUCUAACCGGUACCUCUGAAUGGGGCUGGAUAACCGGAGACCCCAUGGGAGGUCCCUGAAGAUCAGAAGGGGCUUCACGCUUCUCCUGGACAUGGACUAGCUUGAGCCAAGGCAGUGGCACCCAAAAACCAGGCUGCAGUGGGGACGGAUACCAUGAGCACACCCUCUCAUUGUCCUUCUGAUUUGGUCCAUGUGUUGGGUUUGGCCUUAGUAGAAAUCUCUGAAGGCAGCAGCCAUCAUCCUCUUCCUACCUUGAGUUUUUCUACCCUGUGAGGUGGGACUUUCAGUAAAAGCCAUGUUGACCCUCUCUCAGAAGGUCAGUCCAGCCCAAGUGCAGGGGCGGAUCUGGAGGUGGACAAACCUAGGUCCCCCUCCUAGCCUCUGUCCAAGCCAUCUCCUUCAAUAUCCCCCCCUUCCUGUCACUCCCGGGGCUGUCCCUGUACUACACGGUGCCAUGGAGCCGGGGAGAGCGGGGAAGUCUCUGCAUCCAUGCCACCCACCCCAGUCGGGUCUCACUUUCCUGUGCCUUUUGCAUGUUGGGAAAGGGUCUUGGUGUCACUGCCGCUCAUGCAUAGAAACCACCAAAAGCCCCAAUAAAGCAUCCAGGAGGAACAGUUGCUUUUCAUUUCUAAACCUGUGCUGUCCAUCUAGUUCUCAUUGCCAAGUGCUGGAGCCAGAAGGGUAGAGAUGUGAGGUUUCAGUCUCAGUUCUUCACAAGAGCAAGCAAGAGUUGACUGCCUGUCUCAAGUUGCUGGGUCUGGGGCUGGCUUCCAGACUGACUUUCCAGGGCUCUGACCUUAACAUCAACCCAGCUCAUUUAGGCUCAGCCCUUUACAGGUUACAGGGCAUGUGUACAACCCUUUGUUCUCAUUAACCUGUGCAAGGGCCAGGUGUAGUGACUCAUAUUUAUAAUCCCAGUGCUUUGGGAGGCCAAGGCGGGAGAAUUGCUCCAGGCCAGGAGUUCAAGACAAGCCUGGGCAAUAUAGCGAGACCCCAUCUCUAGAAAAUAAAAUAAAAUAAACCUAUAUAUGGACCUCAGGGGGCACCCAGGGCACAUGCCCCCCACCCCAAUUUCCCAGAGGGAAAAAUGUAUUUAAAAUGCCCAAAGAACAUUAAAUCAGGAGUAUAAUGUGUAGAAUAUAAGGCAUGGUUUUACUUAUUUUGCAAUAAAAAAAAGUAUUAAGAA